GUCUGAGGGUUGUGCAUUUAGCUUCCCCCAUCCUGCAAAGCCACUUGAGCAUGUGCUAGCUGGACUAACCUUGUCUUUAUUCAUCAUGUCUUUGCAAAGGCUCAUGCAACAACAAAGCAGCAAUGGCAAUCUGGACUACUGCCCUGGACCCUCCUAUAGCUCUUACUCCAUGCUCACAGGCACACUCACCAUGGAAGAUAACAGAAGGCUUCAAGUGCUGGCAGACACUGUGGCAACGUUACCUCGGGGACGGAAGCAGCUUGCGUUGACGAGAUCAAGUUCUUUGGGUGACUUUUCAUGUUCUCAAAGGAAGCUGGUUUCUCUGGAAAAGCAAGACAAUGGAACAUUUGGAUUUGAAAUUCAGACACGCAGGCUCCAGAACCAGAAUAUUUGUUCCUCAGAAAUGUUUACUAUCAUCUGCAAAAUACAAGAGGACAGUCCAGCUCACUACGCAGGCUUGCAAGCUGGUGAUGUCCUUGCAGAUAUCAAUGGUGUGAGCAUAGAAGGCUUUACCCACAAACAAGUGGUUGACCUGAUCAGAUCAUCAGGGAAUCUGCUAACGAUAGAGACUCUUAAUGGAACAAUGAUUCACAGAAGAGCAGAGCUUGAAGCAAAGCUGCAGGUUUUAAAGCAAACCUUGAAGAAAAAAUGGGUGGAGUUCAGAUCUCUACACUUACAGGAACAGCACCUGCUUCAUGGUGAUGCCACUAACUCCCCAAGUUUGGAAAACCUGGAUAUGGAAGAGUUGUCUUUGUUUGGAAGCCUACCCGGGCCAAGUCCAGCCCUUGUGGACCGGAAUCGAUUAUCCAGUGAGAGCAGCUGUAAGAGCUGGCUGAGCUCCAUGACAGUGGACAGUGAGGAUGGCUACCAAACGUGUGUGUCUGAGGACUUGAACAGGGGUGCCUUCAGCCGGCAGACGAGCACAGAUGAUGAGUGCUUUGUCUCCAAGGAUGGGGAUGAUUUUCUGAAGGGCUGUACUUCAAGGAGGAGCCGAAGCAUCAGUACCACCAGCAGUGGAUCCAUGUCUCCCUUGUGGGAGGGCAAUUACUCAAGCAUGUUUGGGACUCUUCCCCGGAAAAGCAGAAGGGGGAGUGUCCGGAAACAACUCUUGAAAUUUAUCCCUGGCCUGCACCGGGCAGUGGAGGAGGAAGAGAGUCGUUUUUGAUGGGUUACUGUGCCCUUCAAAACUGGCUUCUGUCACAGGGUUCCUUCGCUUGUCUAGAUCAACUCCACACAGUUUAGUGGAAAAGUGCAAAUGGCUUGUGAAACUGACAUCCAUUUCCCAGCAAUAGUGACCUUUACUUAAAAUUUUACAUCAUUGCCUUUGCUUCUUAAACCACAUUUCAACCAGAGCAGCUCAUGUUGUAGGCAGGAAAAAGGAAAUGAAGAAGUAAGUUAGAUAAUUUAUCAAAUACAUACAAGUGCCUGUCCACACCACUGCUACUGAUGAAAGAAAGAAUACUGUUUACUUUUCAGAUUCUGCACAUAAAAACUGGAGACAUUUUUGGAGGAAAGUACCAAGUUAUACGUAUCAGGUUUACAUUGUAUAGGAAAAUUUGUUCAGUUAGAAAACUUCAUGUUUGCUUAAUUAAACUCUGGGCUUCUGGCAAUUUGGAACAUAUCUGUUUAAAUCGUUAAAGUGUAAUAAGCGCAGAUGGCUAUCACAUUCGUAGUGACAGUACAGGAGGACAUGUAACAUUUGAUAUGAAGUAUUAAAUCAUAGAAUGGGAAGAUGGGCAAUGAGUUGGGUGCUGAGGGAGUUUGUAGUAAGGCAUUUGUGAUUAGCAAUCUAAUCAAAAAAGUGUGGGAAUCUUGUACUGUGUUCCCAUUUAGGAUUUUUGUUUUGCUUCAACAUGGACAAGAAGCUUAGCCCUCGGGAUCCUACAACUUUGGAUUUAAAAAAAUUAUUUGGCUCAUUUUUUUAAUGAGGGUAAGAAAAGAGCUUUACUCCUCUGGGUGUUCACAUCACUCCUUCUUGCAUGUAUUUCUAAUACUAUUACCUGAGCGCUCUUCUACUGAAGACACCUGUGUCACAUUCUAGCUUUUAGCUUUUCAGACAUGCUGUUUUUUAUUCAAUGCCCUUUAAAGUUCAUGCUUCCCUUGUUCUGGUUAUUACCUAUUUUCUAAAAUAAAUAAUUCUGAUUUUUGUGUUAAA
Molecule: messenger RNA, 2155 nt
Organism: Dipodomys spectabilis (banner-tailed kangaroo rat)
Lineage: Eukaryota; Metazoa; Chordata; Mammalia; Rodentia; Heteromyidae
Gene: Cytip
Product: cytohesin 1 interacting protein
Exons: 8
Coding region: 86-1165 (359 amino acids)
Biological process (GO): regulation of cell adhesion
Cellular component (GO): cell cortex
Molecular function (GO): protein binding
Source: RefSeq, a predicted model, not a curated record